This is a messenger RNA of Mya arenaria, 8603 nucleotides long. Its product is annotated as post-GPI attachment to proteins factor 6-like. NCBI's taxonomy places the organism in Eukaryota, Metazoa, Mollusca, Bivalvia, Myida, Myidae. The record is from RefSeq and is a predicted model, not a curated record. The coding region runs from base 103 to 2649 and encodes 848 amino acids. The transcript is spliced from 11 exons. Gene Ontology annotation, cellular component: plasma membrane.
AGUUAGGUUACGAUUGAACUUCCUUAAUUAAUUUUUUUUAUCAAUUUAGGUCAAAUUUACAGUAAUGCUCUGUUCAAAGAGCACUAAUAUAUUCAAAAGAAAAUGCUUUUUCCACUGACUUGCGUUUCCAUGAGUUUUAUACUUCACUUUAUAAAGAUAGAAGGUGCGGUAUUUUCUGAAGUGUAUUGGACAACAGCAAUACGUCUGUCAGAGUACAGUGGUUACAAGUCUGUGUCUCUUCUCUCGUACAACAUUCCCAGCCAGACCACACAGGUCACCUUCACAUUCCAGGCAAAAACCUCAGGCAGUGCCUGCACAUUCAGGGAGGUGCAUGUGUAUUUCCAACAUGGCAGCUACCCCCUAGUCACCCCAUACAAUGAGACAUUUCCGGAGGACUUUUACACCAACAGAACAGAGGCUUACAACAUACAGAUAGUCAAGGAUGCAGACCCGGUCUCCUACUUGAUGACAGCCCCCAAACCAGGCACCUGGUACUUCACAGCAUUUCUUCCAAAAAACAAGAAUGACAAAAUUGAGCAAAAGGGUUUUGACAAGUCAUGCCUGUAUGGUAUGGUGGUCAUUGUUGAGGCGGUUGGGUUGGACAACAUUCCGCAGCUAGAUAUUGACAUGCAAAACCAGAUUGCCCUCACACAGGACACACUACAUAGCCAGAGAACAUUUAGGUUUUCACUGCCAUCCCAUGCUGUCAAGUAUAAUGUAAGAAUAGAUAGCUGUAAUGUGAAAUUAUCAGAACAGCCAAAUGAUGCUGAGGACGAGAAUUCUUCAAAUGAGAGCCAAACAGGCAAUAACUCUAGCUUCACAAAUGAGACAACAUACAGAGUCACUGUUGAUAAUGCUACUGCUAAUGGACCUUUAUCCUCGAAAGAAAUUACUACUUCAACAACAACUGCAGCAACAACAUCUCGGAUGACAACUGCACCGUUAGUGCCAACUACACCAACAAAUAUCAACAACUGUCCUGUGUUGGUUCAUAUCCAAUCGGGUUCACUUUCCUUAAAUGGUGCUGUUUCCAUGACAGAUUGUGGCAACAAAACUGUUUGUAAGGAGAGUAUUUUGUCCCCUGAUGUCGAGGGCUGGACCUACAUCACCAUGGAGAUAGAUAAAACGUAUAGUGUGUCGGAAUUAUCAUUUAAACUACAUUUUACUGUUGAAGAGUGUGAGUCGCUAAAACUGUACAUUCCUAAGACAAUAUUCCACCCUAAGCCAGUCCAUACAGCACAUGUUGGACCUUCUCAAGACAGCUGUAUACUGAUAAGCCCACUUGGGCGGUUUGUUUGGUCAGAACAGACGUUUAAUGUCACCUAUGUGUUGAGUGAUCGAGGAGGUAUUCCGGCCCCAAUGCCGAUUACAGGGCUUAAUGUGGAAGACCAUUUUGUCCUUGUAAUGAGCUUUUCCAUACAGGAGAUGACAGACAUUGGUGGAACACUGGCUCUCCAUGCUGAUCUUAACUUACAGGAAUUUGAUAUAUCUCACCAGAAUGUUACAGUGUACAUUUGCCUGAUGAAGACCAAGAUCCCAGGUGGCAGCACUGUGCGGGACUGUCAGAAUGGUUUACUGCUCACCAUGAAUAUGACCACUAUAGAGAACACAGUCUAUAUUCCCUAUCCUGAGCCAGGUGUUUGGUUUAUUGGCUUUAAUAGUCAGUGCUUCGAUGAGAAUGGGCAGUCAGUGUGGUGUAACAGUGUGCCAACAGUGGACCUGUCCCUGGGGCUGUCAGGUUGUGUUAGGGGCCAGUGUGGGGAAUAUGGGGUCUGUCAGGACUACAUCAGUGGGGUACAUGUGUUCAGCUCAUGUAAAUGCUUUGCAGGUUGGCGUGGUUACGGAUGUACGGAUGGAACAGAGGGUCGAACAAAGCAUGAGGAGCUGGUGGCUCUUCUUCUACUGACGCUAAGCAACCUUUUCUUCCUGCCAGCCAUUUGCCUUGCCACAUACAGGCGAUACUUUGUGGAGGCUGUUGUAUACACCUACACUAUGUUUUUCUCUACUUUUUACCAUGCUUGUGACACAAGUGACCUAGUCUACUACUGUAUGCUUCGAUACGACAUCCUCAGUUUUGCUGACUUUCUUGGCUCAAUCAGCUCGUUCUGGGUUACAAUGCUAGUGAUGUCUAAGUUGCCCUGGCGUGUGCGUGGCUUCGCCCAGACCAUUGGGGUGCUUGGUGUUGCAGUUGGGGUUGAGUACGACCGACAUGGGCUCUUAGUGUUUGCUGUGCCGGCUGGUCUGGCGGCUGUUAUCAUGGUUGGGUCAUGGAUUUUCCAGUGCAAAAGACAGAGAAAGUUGUAUCCAAUUAAGCGAUAUUUCCUGUUCCAUUUUCUUCCGGGAGUUAUUCUUGCUCUGACUGGACUCAGUUUGUUCGCCUUUCUCGAGACAGAAAACAACUAUAAAUACACCCACAGCUGCUGGCAUAUAGCCAUGUCCCUGUCCAUAGUGUUUCUCCUGCCAACCCGACCCCGCAAAGGUACAAACACCGACACUACCACUAACCAAUCUAGUUUGGAAACUAACAUUACUAAUGCUAAUUCCCAAGUUUUGCUUUACUCCUACGCUAAUUUGCCUAAUGGCAGUACAGUGCGUGAGAUAAAUAUGGAGGCGAUUGAUAAUCCCUCAUAUAUAUCACCCUAUAGUUAACCUUGCUUGUUGCGAAUGUUUUAAAUGUAUCUUUUUGGUAGGUACUGUAACGGUCAUGGAGAUGGUGAAAAAAAUGUUUUGAUUUAUGAAUUAACAUUGCAAUAUACAUUAUAUAUAUACUUUUUAUGUAUAUUAUUAUAUAAAAAAUACGCUACCUUUGUAAAAACAUUGAUUGUUGUGGGGUUUAAACUUCAUUGAUUAUAAAAGACAUUCAUACAUACUUUAUGUAUUGGUAAUCUUUAUGGUACUGUAAACAAUCUACAAAUACGUAACAAUCACUUUCAUCACAAAUAAAUAUCAGAUCUCAGUAAAAAUCAAUGGUUUAGCAGUAUUGAGAAUGUGCCAUCCAUGUAUUUGAUGUGCAUUGAAUUUUAUUACAUUGUUCUUUCAGUGCUAUUUGCUCACCAUGGUACAGUUUACAUUGUUUUUUACCAAAGAUAAACACAGUUAUUUAAGUUAAAGGAUUAUUUUAAGAGUUUUUUCAUAACAGUCGUUCGACACAGUACUUAUGUUAUUAUGUCUGAAUUUUCAUUAUCCCACAUAUAUGUACUGUAUGAUGCCUUUCUUUUAAAUGUGUUUGUACAUUUGCACAGAAAUCCGCCUGUGUUUUUUUUUUUUUACUAAAAUGACAAAUGAAUGUUAUAUGUUAUAAUUAAAUGCAUUUGUAAUUUUGCAUUGCAUAUUUGGUGUUUUGCUCAGCUUUUUUAUAUUUUUUAUUGUUCAAAGACUAAGUUAAAUGUAUUGUCUGCCAUAUUGUUGUCUUCAUUGACUCUAUGCAAAACAUGAUGUUCGCUAUAGACCAAUGAAACUGUAAAACAUGAAACUUCAUACAUACAUUUACUAUGCCAAUUAACUACUGCCAUAUGACUUGUCAUAAUCUUUUUUGAGUUAUGGCCCUUGACCAACUGGAAUAAUUGAUGGGUGUUUGCAUCUGUUUUGGUCCUCUUGUUUGUCAUUUUUAGCCAUGGUUAAUGAUAAUUUUUAUUGGUGUUAGUUAUUAAUUUUGCCAUAUAUCAGCUUUUUUCUGUUGUGAGCAUGAUUGGCAAUUAGCUUGUCUGUUUUCAGAGAGAGAAAAAGGGAGGUAUUGACAUGGUCUUGAUGUUGUUGCUAUAGGUGGCUUCAUUGUGCAAAAACCUUUACCUAGGCCAUUACUCAAAAAAUGGAUCAUAUUGAAAUGAAACUUAGUUCACAUUUUGUCACAGACAAUACACAAAUGUUGAGCAAGACCUAUACCUCUGGCUGCAAUGAUUGAUGAGGUAUACCCCUGUAUCAUUUGAAAAAUUAUGAGCAUUUGUGCUGCAGCACUCUAAUUUAUAACAUGUAUUACUUCAAACUAUUAUCAGGUUUAUUGUCAUGGUCUAUUUCAUACAGUUUGAAUGCAUGUACUGUAGGUGUAAAUUAUUUCGUUAAGCUAAACUAAAAGUUAAAAUUGUUAUCAAAAUUUUAGCUCAAUUGUUUAUGAAGCAUUUUUUUCAAUAGCAUUUUUUAUUGAUUAACAGCAAAGUUGAUGUGAGCUUAUUUAUGAGAUAAAUCCAAACGCAUGUAUCACCAGAUGAGUCAAGUGCAGGCAGACAAGUGAUCGGAAAUAAACAGAUUUUGUCCUUUGUGAUCAGAUUAAAAAACAAAAAUGAUCCACGGCAUGUAGAAGUUUUUAAAGGUACCAAAUGAAAAAUAUCAAUAGUUGCCUGCAUGUGAGGCACACCACUUCAAACUAUUGUAAAGAUUACUUUUUCCACUUAAGAAAAAAUGUCUCCAGCCCAUGUCUUUAUCUUGUUAUUUCUUUAUUAUACCAGUGCUAUAGCCAGGAUUUGAAAAGGGCAGGGUGCUAGGUCAGAAAGGGCACUUUUGAAGCAGAUUGAAUGAGCUUUAAUGGGGCACUUGCAAGGGCCAAUGCUCAAUUCUUAUUAUGCCUCCCUUCGAAGAAGAGGGGGUAUAUUGCUUUGCACAUAUCGGUUGGUCGGUAGGUCGGUCAGUCCGUCGGUAGAUCAAAGCUUGUCCCAGUGAUAAUUUGACAAUUCCUGGACCUAUUUUCAGCAAACUUGACAUGAAGGUUGGUCCUGACCAGCAAAUGACCCCUAUUGAUUUUAGGUGUCAUCAAAUCAAAGGUUAAGGUCACAGUAACCUUUAAUUCGGAAAAAAUGUCAAAGCUUGUCCGAGUGAUCACUCAACAAUGCCUGGACCUAUGGCCAUCAAAUAUACUAUACUGGGCCUAAUCAGUGGAUGACCCCUAUUGAUUUAAGGGUUGAUUGGGUUAAUGGUCAAGGUCACAGUGACCUUAGAUGCUAAAAGGUUGUCCAAGUGAUAACUCGACAAUGCCUGCACUCAUGGCCCUCAAACUUGACUUGGAGGUUGGGCCUGACCACUAGAUGACCCCAAUGAUUUCAGGGGUCAUCAGGUUAAAGGUCAAGGUCACAAUGACAAAAAUAUUGUCUGUGUGAUAGCUCGACAAUACCUGUUCCCGUGGGGUGACCAGUAGAUGACCCCUAUAGAUUUUGAGGUCAGGGUCAAAGGUCAAGGUCACAACUCAUAUUGGUAAUUAAAAUUACAUCAUAUUUACUUAAUCCCUGCUGCUUAGAGGAUACAUGUUUAUCUGCAAAGAUCAGUCAUCACUGAACAUGAUUACAAACUGUAUCUACUAUCCCCACACUUUAAAUGAUCAUAAUCUUAAAACUGCCUCAAAGGCAUCUUACUUCAAUGACAAAUUAGCUGUCAAUUUGGUCCAUGCAUAUUUCAUUCAGUUGUCCAAAUAUUCUUUACAGCAUGGCGCUCAUGGGGGCAUAAUGUAUGACAAACAUCUCUUGUUGUGUAUGUCAUGAAAUUUCUUUCAAUACUAAAAGUUUGUUAUAAAUACCUUAGCUGUUAUCACUACUUUAGUGUCAAAAUUAUGUAUAUUUAUUUUUUUUAAACUUAUUUCUGAAAUUGACUCUGCAUGCACAGCAGGGUUUAGUAAUAGGGCAAUCAGGUUGCAGGAAAAGGGCAUCAGGGUGCCACAUUAUGCUAUUUAGGCUAAGCUGGAGCACUGUUAUACCAUGUACAAAUAUGCUUUCAUUUCAUCUAGCCAGCCAUUGGUAAUGAUCCUUAAUUUUGAUGCCUGGGAACCUCCAAUAAUUUUUAGCUGGGUUUUCAUUGAAAAAUUCUGGGUUAUCGAACUGGAAAACACGGGCGCAGAUUUUGUUUUCAGGUGUUGUUAUCAAUUUUACGUUACAUAUAUGUUUUUUGGUGUGUUUUAAAUAAUACAGUUUUUAUCCCAUCUUAAUGAAAUUGGUCAAAAUAUUUUUAAGCAUGAUAUAUGUGUCAGUCUGAAUAUGGGUCAUCAAUGGUAAAAACAAGGUCAUUUGAUAAAAAAAAAUAAGACAAAAUUUAGUGUUAAAGUUUCUUAUUCCUUUCACAAAUGCAUCUUCAAAAAGCUUAGUAAUUCUACGCAUGAUACUUAGGACCAGUGUGGUCAUCUCGGGGCAAAAACUAUGUUGGACAAGUAUGAAUAUGGGUCGGCAGCAUUUACUUAUUACCUGUAUCUAUAAACAUACAUCCUGCAAUAAUCAGGCUUAUUGUUGUCAUUUAUCAUUGCAGAUUUAUCAGUUCAAGAGUUGAAUCUUGUAGUCUCAGAGGUGACAUAGAUUUAAGAGGGGGACACAUCUUGAAAGUAUUCACUGUUGUCAGUGGAUACACAGAAAGUAUUCGCUGUUGUCUGAUAGAUACACAUAAAGUAUUCACUGUUAUCUGAUAUAUUCACAGAAAGUAUUUACUGUUGUCUGAUAGAUACACAGCAAGUAUUUACUGUUGCCUGGUAGAUACACAGAAAAUACACAGAAAGUAGUUACUGUUGUCUGGUAGAUACACAGAAAGUAGUCACUAUUGUCUGGUAGAUACACAAAAAGUAUUCACAUUUGGCAGAUAGAUACAUAGAUUUUCUUGUGCAAUUUUCUACAUUUGUUUUAUAAAUUAGUCAGUAAUUAGAUAUUCACUAUUACUGCUGAUAACAUUGAUGGUAGUAUGUUAUUUACAAUGGGGCAAUCUGAUAAAUGAUGUCAUACCAAGUGUUGUAAGACCCAGAAUUCACAAAUACACAAGGUUGAUAAAAUUGCAGGAUUGAUGUUUGUUUUUUUUGCUGGAAAAAUAGUAAAAUAAACUUGAAAUGAAUAAAGAAAGGCUUUAUAAACUGUUAAUAAUCUUGGAAUGAUGCCUUAAUCCCUCAUAGUGAUGUGGACAGAUAUUUCCAUGUAUGGUUAGAACAUUGAGUUUGGGCAGUUAAGGGGACAGAUAUUGCCAUGUAUGGUUAGAACAUUGAGUCUGGGCAUAUAUGGUUAGAACAUUGAGUCUGGGCAUUUUGGGAGACAGAUAUUGCCAUCAAUGGUUAGAACUUUGAGUCUGGACAUUUUGGGGGACAGAUAUUGCCAUCUAUGGUUAGAACAUUGAGUCUGGGCAUUUUGGGGGACAGAUAUUGCCAUCAAUGGUUAGAACAAUGAGUCUGGCCAUUUUGGGAGACAGGUGUUGUCAUACAUGGUUAGAACAUUGAAUCUGGACAUUUUUUGGGGACAGAUAUUGCCAUCUAAGGUUAGAACAUUGAGUUUGGACAUUCUGGGGGACAGAUAUUGCCAUCUAAGGUUAGAACAUUGAGUCUGGACAUUUUGGGGGACAGGUAUUGCCAUAAAUGGUUAGAACAUUGAGUCAGAGCAUCUUCGGGGGACAGAUAUUGCCAUAAAUGGUUAGAACAUUGAGUUUUGGCAUCUUCGGGUACAGAUAAUGCCAUCUACAGUUAGUGCAGUGAGUCUGGGAAUCUUCAUGUAAAGAAAUUGCCUUUUUUUGGCUGAACAUUGAGUAUGGGCAUUUUGAGGGACAGAUAGUGCCAUCUAUGGUUAGAACAUUGAGUCUGGGCAUUUUGAGGGACAGAUAGUGCCAUCUAUGGUUAGAACAUUGAGUCUGGACAUUUUCGGGGACAGAUAUUGGCAUACAUGGUUAGUACAUUGUGUCUGGGCAGAUAUCACCGUCUAUGGUUAGAACAUGUAUUCCACCUCCUAUGGUUAGCUAGUACAUGGAGACUGAGCAUUUUCCCUUUAAAUUUAUUUUUAACUUUAACAUGUUUGUUAAGAUUCCUUCAUAUGAAAACUGAAUUACUGCAGCUAGUAAGUAGCAGUAUAAUGUCACAUUUCACUUCGUCUACUACAUGAACUUUUGAUGAUCAUUUAUACAAAAGUAUGCACAAUUUUCCUCUCAGGUCAAAAUCAACAAUCGUUAUAAACCUGUAUGAGUGCUUUAAUUACAUGUCUGUCUUUUAUAUUAUCUUUAUAUUAUUAUAUUAUGUGUGCAAGUCCUAUUUGCUUGAUUGUCUAAAAAAGCUGCAAAUCAACGGAAGAAGCGUUUUUGUUUUGUGUUGAAUUUGUUUAUUAUAUUUUUGUAAGGAAUGAAGUCAAUAUUGUUUAAGUUUUAAAAAUUUCGAAAUCGAAUUCCAAGGUUUUAUUUCUAUACUUUAUAUCACUUACAUGUUCUUGUUAUGAAUUUAUUGUAUUGAAGCACAGUUCCAUUUUUCAGGCUUUACACAACUAUUAGAAUGCUUAUAUAUCUACAUAUUUUUAUGUUCUCUUAUUUGCCUUUUUAUCUGUGCCAAUGUUGGGGUGGUCUGUCUUUGUUUUCUGUCAAAUGUUUGUUAUUUGUUAUACAUGUUUUAGAUUGCAAUAUUGCAGAAGUAAAAGUCAUUGAAAUGUUAUUGAUUAUGAUAUUGUUGAAAUAUUGAGUCAUUGAAAUGUUAUUGAUUGCAAUAUUGUUGAAAUAAAGUCAUUGAAAUGUUAUUGAUUGCCAUAUUGUUGAAAUAUUGAGUCUUUGAAAUGUUAUUGAUUGCAAUAUUGCUGAAAUAAAAAGUCAUUGAAAUGUUAUUGAUUGCCAUAUUGUUGAAAUAAAAAGUCUUUGUAAUGUUAUUGAUAAUCAAAAAUUUUACUAAAAUAAAGAUAGUCAUUGUA